CGAACCUCAACUCCCCGGCCACGGCAUCUGACUGGAUCGCAGCACCCUGACAGGCACCGAUCCUCAUCAUGCCCAUCAUGUCUCACACAUUGCGGUGUCCCCGUCGCCGCAUGAUCUCUCUCGCCAUGCCGCCUGACGCUGCGCCCUGAGUGGCUCAGCGCUUUGUCCUUUCAUCUGUACGUUUAUCUAGCCGGCGGUACCUGCGGACGCGUCUUCGGUGGCUGGUCUAUCCACCUCCCGCUUUGAGUACACAGUACCGAGCAGUAUUACGAGCAGCCACCUCGCGGUCGAAUCAGGAAAGCGAGCAGGGUCAACGUGCGAUUAAGACUUGCCGCGGCCGGUAGGAGAUCGCCCCCGCAAAGCUUGUCCAACGGAAGUCCGACGUCUGAAUACCUGCUGGUUGGAGCUUAGCAGAGGCGAGCGUGCAUUUCGCAGUGCUGGGUAUGGCGGUUCUAGGGGAGUCUUGGGCGGAGGGUAUAAGAGACGGGGUUCUAAAUGGAGCUCCUGCUAUCUCUGUUUCCUCGGUCUCCUCCGCGGUGGAUACAAUGGCUUCGACUCUUCCCUCUGUCAGAACGCUCUCGAAGCUUGCGCUGGGUGGCGCGCAGGUGCUGCUUGGUGGUGGGCAGAGAGUGCUGGGUGGAACGCCGGAGACGUGCUCGAAUCCGCAGUUGAGCUGUCAUAACACGACGGCUGUGCAGGAUUUGUGCUGUUUUAAUGCGCCGGGUGGGCAGCUGCUGCAGACGCAGUUUUGGGAUACAGACCCGGCGACGGGGCCUGACGAUAGCUGGACUAUUCAUGGACUAUGGCCCGACCACUGCGAUGGCACCUUCGACUCAAACUGCGACUCCUCGCGCGCCUACACGAACAUCUCCGCCAUCAUCCAGAAGUUUGGCAAGACCGACCUGCUGAGCUACAUGCAGACGUACUGGAAGGACUACCAGGGUGAGGACGAGACCUUCUGGGAGCAUGAGUGGGGAAAGCACGGAACCUGCAUUUCUACGCUGAACCCGGAGUGCUAUUCAGAUCAUACGGCGACGGAGGAGGUAGUGGAUUUCUUCCAGAAGACGGUGGAUCUGUUUAAGAGCCUACCGAGCUACGAGUGGCUUUCAGCAGCGGGCAUCACUCCCUCCACCUCAAAGACCUACACUACACAGCAAAUCCAAGAUGCCAUCGCUGCAAAGCGUCCUGGCGUCACCGUGACCCUGGGCUGCUCUUCCGGCGCCCUGAACGAGAUCUGGUACCACUACGACGUCCGAGGUUCCGUUCAAACAGGCGAGUUCGUCCCCGCGAACCCCGAUGGCACCAAGUCAACCUGCCCCUCCACCGGAAUCAAAUACCUCCCCAAGAACGGCGGUAGCAGCCCCACCUCUGCACCUACGACAACAGUAGGCGGGCCCGCGCCGACCGGCACCAGCACCCCUGGCACCCCCUUCAGCGGCAAAGGCUACCUCAACGUCAACGUCAGCGGCUCCAAGAAGGGAUGCAUCAUCUCAGGAGGCACGUGGUACACGACCGGCACCUGCGCCAGCUUUACAGCUGCGUCCUCGGGCAGCGGAUUCACGCUCACUUCGUCGAAGGGCAAGUGCGGUGUCGUUUCGGGCGUGUUCACGUGCGGAAGCAGCGUUAGCACUGCCACGGCUUUCACGAGUAGCAGUGGCAAGUUAGCGGCGGGCGGCAAUGCGGCGUGGAGCGCGGACGCGGUGGCCAGUGGAAGUACCCAGGAGAAGGUGUAUGCUGGAGGGGACCAUGGGACGGCGUUGGAGAUCGUGUGGCAGGCCUUGUAAGAGUAGUUCUUCUAAAAGGCAUAGAAGCCAACAAGUAGAGAAUCAUUUCCAG
Messenger RNA from Trematosphaeria pertusa, 1836 nucleotides. Its product is annotated as ribonuclease T2. Bases 444 to 1784 code for a protein of 446 amino acids. The transcript is spliced from 3 exons. Gene Ontology annotation, cellular component: extracellular region. Gene Ontology annotation, biological process: RNA catabolic process. Lineage: Eukaryota; Fungi; Ascomycota; Dothideomycetes; Pleosporales; Trematosphaeriaceae. The record is from RefSeq and is a predicted model, not a curated record. Gene Ontology annotation, molecular function: RNA binding; ribonuclease T2 activity.